AUGCAGAAUCACUCCAAUUAUCCCGCAGCAGGUGGUGGAGCAAGAGGCCUCCAUGCCUGGAUCGGCGGUUCAAACCUCAUCAUCGGUCGCAUUCCAGGAGGACCAUGCCUGUUGAGAGGCCAAACACUUGCAUCCACAAGGGAUAAGUACUGGGGCUUCUGCGCAGAAAUUACGCAAGCCGAGAAGCACAUCGGCUCACCCUUCCGAACCUCGGCCUGGCGUGGUUUUUCCCGGCGCUCACCCGCCUCCUCGCCGCCGCCGCCGCCGUGGGUCAGGCCCACCCGUGCCGGAGACAACAUUUAUGCAUCCGUCAUCACGGCGGCGGCGUCCUCGACCGGGUUCUUCCUGGCCUGCACGUCCGUGUGGCGGUCGGCGUCGGCAUGCUCGCAGUUGAGCGGCGUGACGCUCACGUACGGCGAUAACACGAUGAGAAUUGGGUUCAAGCGAGUUUCUUUGGUCUACGACGUAUCCUCCCCUUCCACGAUGGCUUCCGAGAACUAUGUUAGGGAGGGUGCUUCAGUGAAGGUUCAUGACCGACAAUUCUUUCAGGUCCGAUUCCUAUGACUCGGCCAACGCGCAGUCCGUGCUCGCCAGCUCCGAGUCGGCGGCGUGGUUCACGGCGAUCACCGUCGUCGACGGCUACGACAAGCUUAAGAGCGCUAAGGCAAGGACCUCGGCUGCAACCUCGACCGACCCGGCAUCGGCGGCGGCGGCGGCGGCGGC
Molecule: messenger RNA, 723 nt
Organism: Colletotrichum navitas
Lineage: Eukaryota; Fungi; Ascomycota; Sordariomycetes; Glomerellales; Glomerellaceae
Exons: 2
Coding region: 1-564 (187 amino acids)
Source: RefSeq, a predicted model, not a curated record